Molecule: messenger RNA, 7855 nt
Organism: Melanotaenia boesemani (Boeseman's rainbowfish)
Lineage: Eukaryota; Metazoa; Chordata; Actinopteri; Atheriniformes; Melanotaeniidae
Gene: ptch1
Product: patched 1
Exons: 24
Coding region: 408-5117 (1569 amino acids)
Biological process (GO): smoothened signaling pathway
Cellular component (GO): plasma membrane
Molecular function (GO): hedgehog receptor activity; smoothened binding; hedgehog family protein binding
Source: RefSeq, a predicted model, not a curated record
CCAAAUGGAGAGAGGUCUUUUUCUCUCCUUCUAUUGAAUCUCAGAGUUGGCCGUGACGCGCGGCCCUGGGGAAGACCACAUAGAUCUCAUCAGAAUGAUACGACCAUCGAGGUUUCUUACCCGACGACUCGUGUAUGGGAAUCACUUUGCGAACGUCGCUUUUUGAGAGAAACUUACUUUCUAAGAGAUACGGUGAAUGCGGUGAAAGCGGUGGAGACCUCCGGAUCACGAAAUGUUGGGAUGGAAGGCGCAGACUUUGACUCGCCGUCUCCAACAGGAGUAUGAAGUCCUACUUCACGGGUGUGAGAUCUCCGAGAGUGAAACUCUGUUGCCUUGGGAUAUCGCUGCACGCAUUCGGGGAAAUACUAUAAAGUGGGAAACGGUAACCACCUCGCAGUCCCCGCAACAUGGCCUCGGCUGCUAAUGCGCCCUCCGAACAGGAAAACAGAGACCCCGAUCGGCCGAGGAUAACGCGGAGGAACAGGGGGGACUAUACCCGCAACACACCGCUGGAUUUGGAGUAUUUGCAGCGGCCAAGUUAUUGCGAUGCGGGCUUUGCGCUGGAACAAAUAUCAGAGGGGAAGGCAACUGGGAGGAAGGCACCUCUGUGGCUGAGAGCGAAGUUCCAGAGACUUUUAUUUAGGCUUGGCUGUUACAUACAAAAGAACUGCGGAAAAUUUUUGGUUGUGGGCCUCAUGAUUUUUGGAGCUUUUGCCGUGGGCUUAAAGGCAGCUAAUUUGGAAACGGACGUGGAGAAACUCUGGGUGGAAGUUGGUGGGCGUGUGAACCAGGAACUGAAGUACACACGACAGAAGAUAGGUGAGGAGGCCAUGUUUAACCCCCAGCUGAUGAUCCAGACGCCACGGGAGGAGGGAGCCAAUGUUCUUACAGUGGAGGCGCUCCUGCAGCACCUGGAGUCAGCUCUUCAAGCCAGCAGAGUUCAUGUUUACCUUUAUAACAGACAAUGGAAAAUUGAACACUUAUGCUACAAAUCAGGAGAAUUUGUCACAGAAACACAUUGGAUGGAUCAGUUAAUAGAAAAGCUUCACCCCUGCCUCGUUAUCACCCCUUUGGACUGUUUCUGGGAAGGAGCGAAGCUCCAUUCUGGAAUGUUUUACCUCCCAGGAAUAGACCUGCAGUGGACCAACUUUGACCCUAAGGAGUUCCUUGAGGACUUACGAAAUACAAACGUCCACGUGGAAACCUUUGAGGAUAUGUUGGAAAAGGCAGACGUUGGGCAUGGCUACAUGGAUAGACCCUGUCUGAACCCUGCUGACCCUGACUGUCCCCUCACUGCACCCAAUAAGAACUCAACUAAGCCAUUCGAUGUGGCGCGGGCCCUGAGUGGCGGCUGUCACGGUCUGUCCAGGAAGUACAUGCACUGGCAGGAGGAACUGAUUGUCGGAGGGACCACCAAGAAUGGCAGCGGACCCCUGCUCAGUGCCCAGGCCUUACAGACGAUGUUUCAGCUAAUGACUCCUAAGCAGAUGUUUGAGCACUUCAGGGGCUACGAAGAAGUUUCCCACAUAAACUGGAACGAAGAAAAGGCUGCAGCUAUACUGGAAGCCUGGCAGAGAAGAUACUCUGAGGCAGUGCUGCAGAGUGUGGCUGCCAAUUCGUCUCAGAAGGUUUUAUCUUUCACCACCACCACGCUGGAGGAUAUUCUCAAGUCUUUUUCAGACAUCAGUGUCAUCCGUGUAGCUAGUGGAUACCUGCUGAUGCUGGCUUAUGCGUGUCUUACCAUGCUGCGGUGGGACUGUGCCAAGUCGCAGGGUGCUGUGGGGCUGGCGGGUGUCCUGUUGGUGACGCUGUCUGUGGCAGCUGGUUUGGGCCUCUGCUCUCUCCUGGGCAUCUCCUUCAAUGCAGCCACCACACAGGUUCUUCCAUUCUUGGCUCUGGGAGUUGGAGUUGAUGAUGUCUUCCUUCUUGCCCAUGCCUUCAGUGAAACCGGACAGAACAAUAGGAUCCCAUUUGAGGACCGUACGGGGGAGUGCUUGAAGAGGACAGGGGCUAGCGUGGCCCUCACCUCCAUCAGUAACGUCACAGCCUUCUUCAUGGCAGCCCUCAUCCCCAUCCCAGCGCUCAGAGCCUUUUCUCUACAGGCUGCAGUGGUGGUAGUGUUUAACUUUGCCAUGGUGCUGCUUAUCUUUCCUGCCAUCCUCAGCAUGGAUCUGUAUCGACGAGAAGAUAGACGUUUUGACAUUUUUUGCUGCUUCUACAGCCCAUGUGCCAAUCGUGUGAUUCAGAUUGAGCCUCAGGCGUACUUGGAUGGGGCAGAUCCCAACCGCUACAGCCCUCCGCCAUCAUAUCGCACCCCCCCUCCUUCAUAUCACACGCCUCCCCCAAACUACAGCAGCCCCCCUCCCUCCUACAGGAGUCAUGGCUUUGCCCAGCAGACCCAAAUCACUAUGCAGUCCACAGUACAGCUCAGGACAGAAUAUGAUCCCCGGACUCAAGCGUUCUACACCACAGCUGAGCCCAGAUCCCAGAUCUCUGUGCAGCCCAUAAACCCAGCUCCGACCAGGGUCCACCCUAACAAUGAGUAUUACAGCAACAACACCACUGCCAGCAAUACCAUGAAUAGUGGUGGCAGCAGUCAUGGCAAUCUCAGCAACAACAACAGCAGUAGCAGCAGAGGUAAUGGGGAAUCUCGAGGCUCUGCUUCCUUCUCUCAUCAUUGUCCUGCGCCUCCAGCUGCUGCCCCCACUUCCAGUGCCUGCUCAGCUCCUCAGGGUGAUGCAGCCUCAUCAACUGGCCAGAGUCCAGAGAACAGCAGCUCCACACGGGAUCUGUUGUCCCAGAUUGGAGAGGCUUCUCUUGGCCUGCAAUGCCUAGAUCCUCCCUGCUCUCGCUGGACCCUGGCUUCUUUUGCUGAGAAACACUAUGCUCCAUUUCUUCUGCAGUCCACUACCAAGGUGGUUGUGAUUGUGCUUUUCCUCUGUCUGCUGGGAGUCAGCUUGUAUGGGACCACCCAGGUGAGGGAUGGCCUGGAGUUGACGGACAUUGUACCUAGAGAGACCAGCGAGUAUGACUUCCUCGGAGCCCAGUUCAAGUUCUUCUCCUUCUACAACAUGUAUGUGGUGACACAACGGGCCGAUUACGCCCAGAAUCAGCCACUGCUGCACCAGCUUCACCAGAGGUUCCACACUGUUCGCUACGUACUGAAGGACGACAACGGUCAGCUGCCCCGCAUGUGGCUUCACUACUUCAGGGACUGGCUGCAAGGACUCCAGCAGGCAUUUGACAAAGACUGGGAGGCUGGUCUCAUCACCCAAACCAGCUACAGGAAUGGCUCUGACGAUGGCGUCCUGGCAUAUAAACUUUUGGUGCAAACAGGACGUAGGGAAAGACUCAUCAGUUUUAACCAGCUGACUCGUCAAAGGCUUGUGGAUGCAGAUGGAAUCAUCAACCCUGGGGCUUUUUACAUAUACCUAACAGCUUGGGUUAGCAAUGAUCCUGUAGCAUAUGCUGCCUCGCAGGCCAACAUCCGUCCACACCCUCCUGAGUGGCUCCACGACCGCACCGACUCCAUGCCUGAGACACGCCUUAGCAUUCCUGCUGCUGAGCCCAUCGAAUACGCACAGUUCCCCUUCUACCUCAACGGGCUCCGGGAGACGCCACAGUUUGUGGAGGCCAUCGAGAGCGUGCGGGCUAUCUGCAGCAACUACAGCCGACAAGGCCUCCCCUCAUACCCCAACGGCUACCCUUUCCUGUUCUGGGAACAGUACGUUAGUCUGCGCCACUGGCUUCUGCUGUCCAUCAGUGUUGUGCUUGCUUGCACCUUUCUGGUCUGUGCCCUUUUUCUGCUCAACCCAUGGACAGCUGGCAUUAUAGUGUUGGUGCUUUCUCUCAUGACUGUGGAGCUGUUUGGCUUCAUGGGGCUGAUGGGAAUCAAGCUGAGUGCUGUCCCUGUCGUCAUUCUCAUUGCCUCUGUGGGCAUUGGAGUGGAGUUCACUGUCCAUGUGGCACUGGCAUUCCUGACAGCCAUAGGGGAUCGUCACAAGCGGGCAGUGCUGGCAUUGGAGCACAUGUUUGCUCCAGUGCUUGAUGGUGCCUUUUCCACUCUAUUAGGUGUCCUAAUGCUUGCAGGUUCUGAGUUUGACUUUAUCGUCAGGUAUUUUUUUGCAGUGUUAGCCAUUUUAACAGUUCUUGGAGUACUGAAUGGAUUGGUUCUACUCCCUGUAUUAUUGUCAUACUUUGGACCCUAUCCAGAGGUGUCACCAGCCGAUGGCCGUAGUCGGUUGCCUACUCCUUCUCCAGACGCCCCUCCUCACAUGGUCCACUUCUCGGUCCGUCCUCCCCACACCACUGCAGCCCCCACCACAUCUGGUGCAACUUCAGACUCAUCAGACUCAGAGUACAGCUCUAACACCACAGUGUCUGGAAUCAGCCAGGAGGUGCAGAAUUACAACCUGCGCUCACACAGAGGGCAAACCCGAGCAGAGGAGCAGCAAUACUACCUCCAGACCUCAAGGGGCAGAGCAGCAAGAGCAGAGGAGGACAGAAGAACAGCGUCAGGACACAAGCGCUCAACCAGACAGCCUGACCCUCCAGCCUAUACCGUGUCAUCGCCUGUGUCCUCUCAGGGUUGUGAGUCUGGGAUCCAGCAUGGGUCUUCUCAGAGAAACAGCAGCAGGGACCCCAGGAGCCAGUUGCACUGGCAAGCUGCACCCCCAGCCUGCCCGCGCAUGGACGCUUUUGAAACUGCUACUGAGGCUGGGGGCAAUCAUGGCUCACAUGGCCAUAGAGAACACUCAGCGGGCCACAGAAGCCGCUCUUCCCACAACCCACAGCCUAAUCACCACCUCCCACACCACCAUCCCAACUCCACUCCAUUUUGCCAACCCAUAACUACGGUAACAGCAUCAGCUUCAGUCACUGUUGCCGUUCACCCGGCCGCUUUGUCCAACCAGAGCCAUGCUUCAUCUUACCCAGAAUACACUGCAACAGACAGUCACUGCCCAUCCGGGCCGGAGGAACCAGAGCCUGCCUUCCACGACCCACAUGUGCCUCUGUACACCCAUACAGGGGCCAGAAGAGUCAAAGUGGAGGCCAUGGAGCUCCAAGAUUUGGAGUUUGAGGCAACUGACAGCGAUGGUGGAAGACGGGCUAGCUGAGUUCUGGAGAACAGAAGCACUAUGGCCAAAGAUGGACUCCUCUGUAUUACUAAGCAGCUGACCCAGCCCAGCAUAGCCCAACUUUGCUUUCUCUAAGCAGCGAGAAGCUUGCUAGUGUUGCCGUAAUGGUGCUCAUUGUUACUGUAAUCCAGUGGACUAUUGUCUUAGAUAUUUCUGUCUAUAUUUAAAAGAUGUAUACAUAUGUAAAUAUAAACAAAAAGUAGGUAUAAUUUUAGAAGCUGUACAACUCCUCAUCUUAACAGACUGGGGCUGCCAUUUUAUAUGGUGUCUGUGCUUUUGUGUGUGUUUGUGUAAUUGUGUGUAUGAGGGAGAUAGAUUACUUAUUACUGUUCACUUAUCUGUGAAUCUGUGCCAUUAGGAAGCUUAAUCAAGGCAAAUUACUUAUCAGCAUUCACUGUUGCUGCUUAAAAUAUUUUUUAAAAGAUAAUAUACAUUUAUAAUUCUAUGCAAAUGUUUCUUUAAGCAAAAGAAGUAAUCUGUCAAGAUGUGUGUGUGUGCAUGUGUGAAAAGGGCUGUAUAAUGUGAACCAGCCCCAUUAUUUUCUGGCCUUUUUAUCAGAUACAUCCUCAGACCAGACUAACAUUUACACUCAUUUAGAACAUGAGGGAAAUUGUUAGAGCAAUCAAAAAAAACUAUGGUAUAUGUGUGGGUAUGUAUGUGUGUGUGUGUGUGUGUGUGUGUGUGUGUGUGUGUGUGUGUGUGUGUGUGUGUGUGUGUGUGUGUGUGUGUGUGUGUUUGUGUGUGUGUGUGUGUGCGCGCGUGCGUGUGAAUGUUUAUUAUUGUAUAAAGGUACGCUUGUAAGACUAUUAUUUUUUUUUAUCACAAACCUGUGGUAGUUAUGAAACAAUUACUGUUUUAACUUGACACGCCAUGCGUGCUAUUUAAGAUGAGCUGAUAUGAAGACAUUUUAAAAACUUUUAUGUCUUUUCUCUUUUUUUUUUUGUUUUUGUUUGUUUAAUUGAUUUGUUUUUAUUGCUUAGGAACCUGUUUCUGCACUCAGCUUUGUAUCACUGUCAGUCAGGCUGGUUGUAUUUUUACUGUAGCAGGUUAUGUAUCAUUUAACUCUGGCAGGCUCAAAACAGGUUGUGUCCUGUAAACUGACAUGAGAACAUAAACCCACCUCAAAACCUCACUCUACCUUUUUACAGGGACCUUCACGUUACUGAUUCUGGAACAGGGUCAACACAGGGUGCGAACUUUGCACCUUGAGAGACUGUGUCUUGUUGAUAAGCUAAAGCUCUGACUGUAUACAUUCUGACCCGACUCUACAUUACACUUGACUGCAUUUCAUUCACAGAAAUAUCUCUCCUCAAGUAGCUCUUUCUGUCCAUCCAAUAAGCUAAAUCAUGCAGCUUGCUAAGGGCUAAACCCAAUAUGGCCUGGCAGUGUGCUUCAUGUGUCCCAUAGUCUGUGUAAUUUAUUUUUAUUUUUUAUUUUUUUGUGCUUCAGUUCUUCUCAAUCUGUUUGAGCCCCCUUUUAGUGACAGUAAAGACAACUGUUCCUAGUUUGGCUACAGCUGUCCCCACUGACCUCACCCCAUAAAAAUCCUCAACAUCAUGCCAUGACACUAAUUGGACAUCUCCCCUCAGCUGCUUAAUUGCACAAGGCCAGAGCCUCGGUGGGGGUCUGCGGUUUUUACUCCACCAGCCCCUCUCCACCAGCAGCGGCCAGUUUAAUAUUUGCAUGUGUCAAUGCCAGAAGGCUUACCUGUAACCUCCCCAGGCCCCUUUGGCCUGCCCACACAAUCCCUCCACACCAUUUUUACACUCUUGCUUCCUUUUGAGCACUUGUAGCCCUUUUCAGAGUUGUUUUUUUUUUUGUUGUUGUUGUUGUUGUUUUCCUUUUCUUGCUCACAAAAUUACAUCAGCUGCGUGCAUGGAAUAGGUUGUUCUCUUUGUUUUGUUUUGGUUUUCUCCUAUUGUCACAUUGGCAGUAGCAGAAACUCUUAGCUGGCAACUAUUUUAUUCAUUUAAAAAAAUUUUUGUUUGUUUUGUUUUUUUUCUGUUUGUUUGUUUAUUUGCGAUAUUUAUAUUUUUGUAAUAUAAAAUAUGUUGUAUUUUUGUCUUUCAUUGUUGUGAUGCCAGUGGAUAACAAAUGCAGGGAUUUUUAUGUCUGUUAAAAAAAACACUAUUACAGUUUAAUGUUUUUUACAUUAAUGGAGUCUGAUUUGUAUAAAGUGCUUACUAAUGUUAAAUAGGAAAAAAAGAGUAUAUAACAUUUUACACUACAGGUCUCAUCAUAGCUCUUAGAGGAUUUUAAAAGGAAAAAGAAAAAAAUCAGUUGUUCUUCCAGACUACCAUUUUGGUCUUGGUUGGCAUGGAUUAUGCUGUUUUCAGUUACAAAGAUAAAUGUAUGCCAUAUAAUUUAUUUAUAUGAAAAUUUAUUUUUGUAGUGUACAUAGUAGUUGUCAAGAUAUUUGACAGAAGUAUAUUUCUAAAGAGUUUAUAUGUAAUGAUAUACCAUAACAGGAAAAAAAGGCCUUAAGGUGCACACUUUCAUUGCUAACUGUCCUGUGAGACAACAUUGACACCUCCCCUUCAGUAUUAUGAUCCUAGGAGAGACACAGCUGUUUCUAUGGGUUUGUCAGAAGCUAGCCAUGAAAGUAGAAAAAUGUACUAGCUCUCUAAAUAUUAAUGUUCAAACACUGAUAGAAUUCUAACAAAUAAAGAUAUAACUUAUUUGUCUCUUUGUUCAUAACUUUAAUAAAUGGAAACAUU